CUCACCCCCUGCCCCAGGCCGGGCGGGACCCCAGGCCGGGCCUGGGAACCCCAACUCGGGAGAAUCUGCCUAGAGGACCCAGGCGGAGCGGGAGAUAAGCCCCAACAUGACCCCUGAUCCACAGCCCUGCCCAGACUCUCUCAGCUCUGAUCUGGGUCCCCAGUCAGCACUGGGGAGCCAGACCUGGGAUCUCAUCCCUCAGCCCCAGCUGGAGAACCCACCCAUCCUGGGUACUGCCCUCUCGCCCCCACUGGGUUUGGGAAGGUCCUCUGUAUCUGAACCAGACCUCCCCCGUACGCAGGAGCCGAGCGCUCAGCCCCAGGCCAGCCAACAGGAACCUGCGCCCUCUUCUGUUCUCACUCUCCCCCUUAGAGCUGGAGGCCCCCACUCACAUGACUAGUCCUUGCCCCCCUUGACUCCCACUAAACCGGAAAUCCCCAUUUUCCCAGAGAACCUCCACCAACCUUAGGAUCCUUUUCUUGGAGACCUGGACCAGAUUCCUGUACCCUAAACCUGGGAACCCCGGGCCUGUCCUUCCCUGGUACCCCAAAUCCAGAGCCCCCAUUCUAGGCGUCUGAAACAUCCUGAGAGCUCCACCCUGACUUAUGAACUUGGGAGAUACCUGGCCCUGGGACCCAUACUGGAAGCCCUCAGCCAACUCCGGCUGGCUCCUGCUCCCCAAAGCCCCCAGCAUCCACCCACCUCCUUUCUGGGUUUCGGUUUCGGUGAAUCACCAAACCCGUUCUGCGGGGAGGGCGAAGGGCCAGAACUUGGAGAACGAUGAGGAUGGAGCCCAGGCCUCUCCAGAGCUGGAUGGGGGAGUCGGCACCAGGGAUCCUGGCCGAACCUCCAUCCGAAGCUCCCAGUGGUCCUUUAGCACCAUCAGCAGCAGCACCCAGCGCUCCUACAACGCCUGCUGCAGCUGGACCCAGCACCCUUUGAUCCAGAAGAACCGCCGGGUAGUGCUGGCUUCCUUCCUGCUUCUGCUGCUGGGGCUGGUGCUGAUCCUGGUCGGCGUGGGACUGGAGGUGGCCCCCUCUGCAGGUGUGUCCAGCGCCAUCUUCUUCGUGCCGGGCUUCCUGUUGCUGGUCCCGGGAGUCUACCACGUGAUCUUCAUCUACUGCGCCGUCAAGGGCCACCGGGGCUUCCAGUUCUUCUACCUGCCCUACUUCGAGAAGUGAGCAGCGCGGCGCGGCCGUUCCGUUCCCUCUUCCGCCAGCACCGGCCCAGCCCCGUCGGGAGGUUGCUCGGGAAGUCUGGGGUUAGGCCUGGCCCUGGGCAAGUCACCCCUCGCCCGCUCAGUGCCUUAACUUAUUCUCGGGCCCUGGGACUGCUAGGCUGGUGUUGUUUUGUGCUAAUAAAAGGGUAAUUCCGGCAGA
Molecule: messenger RNA, 1379 nt
Organism: Lemur catta (Ring-tailed lemur)
Lineage: Eukaryota; Metazoa; Chordata; Mammalia; Primates; Lemuridae
Gene: TMEM134
Product: transmembrane protein 134
Exons: 7
Coding region: 606-1181 (191 amino acids)
Source: RefSeq, a predicted model, not a curated record